Molecule: messenger RNA, 1166 nt
Organism: Myodes glareolus (Bank vole)
Lineage: Eukaryota; Metazoa; Chordata; Mammalia; Rodentia; Cricetidae
Source: RefSeq, a predicted model, not a curated record
GGGACCCGGGAGAAGUCGCGUUAAGGAGCAGAGCAUUUUGUUCCUCUCUCAGAAUGAAUGGGAACCCGAAAUUGGAGGCUUGUAACCAAGACAGGCAGGAUUUCAUCCAACACUUCUCCCAGAUUGUCAAGGUGCUGACUGAGGACGAGCUAGGUCAUCCGGAGACAGGCGAUGCCAUUACCCGGCUCAAGGAGGUCCUAGAGUACAAUGCCGUGGGAGGCAAGUACAAUCGGGGUUUGACUGUGCUCCAAGCCUUCCGGGAGCUGGUGGAGCCAAGGAAACAGGAUGCCGAGAGUCUUCAGCGGGCCCUGACUGUGGGCUGGUGUGUAGAGCUGCUCCAGGCUUUCCUUCUUGUGUCAGAUGACAUCAUGGAUUCUUCUCUCACUCGCCGAGGACAGAUCUGCUGGUACCAGAAGCCAGGCAUAGGCUUGGAUGCAGUCAAUGACGCUCUGCUUCUGGAAGCCUGCAUCUACCGCCUGCUGAAGUUGUACUGCAGGGAGCAGCCCUACUACCUGAACCUGCUGGAGCUCUUCCUGCAGAGCUCCUAUCAAACAGAGAUUGGGCAGACCCUUGACCUCAUGACAGCACCCCAGGGCCAUGUGGAUCUUGAUAGAUACACUGAAAAGAGGUAUAAAUCUAUUGUCAAGUACAAGACAGCUUUCUAUUCUUUCUACCUGCCUGUCGCAGCCACCAUGUACAUGGCGGGCAUUGAUGGGGAGAAGGAACAUGCUAAUGCCAUGAAGAUCCUGCUGGAGAUGGGCGAGUUCUUUCAGAUCCAGGAUGACUACCUUGAUCUCUUUGGGGACCCCAGUGUGACUGGAAAGGUCGGCACCGACAUUCAGGACAACAAGUGCAGCUGGCUGGUGGUUCAGUGUCUGCUGCGAGCCACUCCACAACAGCAGCAGAUCUUAGAGGAGAAUUAUGGGCAGAAGGACCCAGAGAAGGUGGCACGGGUGAAAGCGCUGUAUGAAGCGCUGGAUCUGCCAGCUGUGUUCUUAAAGUACGAGGAAGACAGCUACAGCCGCCUCAAGAGCCUCGUGGAGCAGUACUCAGCGCCGCUACCCCCAGCCAUCUUCCUGGAACUAGCAAAGAAGAUCUACAAGCGGAAAAAGUGACCUCGAGAUUGCAAAGGCUUUGAGGGAGGGAUCUCAAUAAAUUAUUUUACA